AUGGCCGACUACGUUUCGGACGACGACGAGGGCGCGCCCAGCCAGGCCAUUCCCACCGGCCCUGCUCCUGGGGCGGGUUUGCCGCCGCCGUCGGACGAGAGCGCAUGGGAGACGACGCUGGCGGGAGCCAUUCCGGCUAUUGUCUCCAUCUCGUUUGCUACGACUGUUCCGUUCUCGACGUAUCGUGCUGGAGCCAGCCAUGCUACGGGCUUUGUGGUCGAUGCUGUCAAGGGCCUCAUUCUCACCAAUGCUCAUGUGGUUCGCCCUGGUCCGGUCAUCGCCUAUGCCUCCUUCUCAAACUACGAGGAGAUCGAACUCUGUCCUCUGUAUCGUGAUCCUGUUCAUGACUUUGGGUUCUUUGCAUUUGAUCCGUCAGCGCUCAAGUUCUUGGAUCCGCUCCCGGCCAUUCCUUUGGCUCCAGACCUUGCUCGUGUCGGCAUCCCCAUCCGCGUCGUCGGCAAUGACGCUGCCGAGAAGCUCUCCAUUCUCCACUCGACCCUUGCUCGCCUCGACCGGCCGGCCCCUUUCUACGGCUCGUCAGCCGCAAAUGACUUUAAUACGUUUUACUACCAGGCCGCGUCUGGAACGUCGGGCGGCUCGUCUGGCUCGCCGGUCCUUGAUCGCUCCGGCGCCGCCAUCGCCCUCAACGCCGGCGGCAAGUCGUCGGCGGCCUCUUCGUUCUAUCUCCCGCUCGAUCGGCCAGCCCGCGCCCUCGCGCUCCUCGCCGCCGGCAAGUCUGUUCCCCGCGGUACCCUCACCACUGUCUUUGCCCACAAGCACUACGACGAGCUCCGCCGGCUCGGCCUCUCUCCCGACGACGAGGCCGCGGCGCGGGCGACGUUCCCAUCCGGCAACGGCCUCCUCGUCGUCUCCAAGGUUCUCGCCGGCUCGGCCUCCGAGGCAGCCGGCCUUGCUGUUGGCGACAUUGUGUGGACGCUCAACGGCGUGCCGCUCAACGAGUUCCUUACCCUCGAGGCCGUGCUCGACGAGUCGGUCGGCAACAAGGUGAGCCUCGCCGUCCGCCGCGGCGGCGAGCUUGUCGAGCUCUGCCUUCCAGUCGUCGACCUCCACGCCAUCACCCCGGCAGAGUAUGUCUCGUUCUCGGCCGGCAUCUUCCACGCUGUUCCCUACCACAUUGCCCUCAAUCGGUCGAUCCCGCUCGAAGGCGUCUACGUCUGCUCCGCCGGCCACGCGCUGGGAUCGGGCGGCUUUGCCGCUGGCUCGGUCAUCACCGCCAUCAACGGCACGCCCGUCCCGGACCUCGACACCUUUGAAGCGCAGCUCGCAGGCUUUGCCGACGGUACCAAGGUCACACUCCAUGCGUUUAACGUGGCUGACCCCUCGCGCAACGUUGUCGCCAUCGCCAUCAUCGACCGCAAGUGGUUCCCUAUGGCCCGCCACGUCCGCAACGACGCCACUGGUGUGUGGGACACGGUGCUCUCGCCGCCGGCGCCGGCGCCGGUGCCGCGCGCUCCGCAGUCAACCCCGCUCCUCGACGCGGGCACGUCGCGCAUUGCAGCGGCCCUCGCGCCUUCGCUCGUUGUCGUCCGCAUGGCCAUUCCACACAUGAUCGACGGCGUCGUCUCGUCGCGGUUCAUCGGCGCCGGGCUCAUUGUCGACGCUGCUCGCGGCCUCGUCGUUGUCGACCGCGGCACUGUCCCCAUCUCGCUCGGCGACGUCCGUAUCUCAUUUGCCAACUCCUUUGACGUCCCGGCCAACGUCCUCUUCCUCCACCCCAUCCACAACUUUGCCAUUGUUCAGUACGAGCCGAGCUUGGUGGGAUCGACGCCGGUGGCGUCGGCGACCCUCUCGAGUACUCCUCUCACCGCCGGCGCGGCCACACACUUUGUCGGCCUCAACGCCGACGAGACGCUCAUCACCCGCGCGUCGUCGGUGACCAAGGUCGCCAAGUUUGGCAUGCGCCGGUCCAAGGCGCCAGCCUUCCGCCAGAUCAACAUCGAGACCGUCCGCCUCGACCUCACGCUCUCGUCCAUCGGCGGCGUGCUUGUCGACGACGACGGCGCCGUCCAGGCGUUCUGGGCCGCUUUUCUUGCCAAGCCUUCCAAGACCGUCGCCGAGUCGGCUGGUGGCAUCCCGGUCACAUCCGUCCUCGCUCCGUUCCUCGACGUCUACCUGUCGCGGCCGAUCCUCACGGAACCAGUCCCGGCCAACACGGCGCAUGUCCAGCUGUGGACGGUCUCGCUCCGCGGCGCUCGUGCGUACGGCCUCACUCAGGCCUGGGUCGACACCCUCGCCGCCAUCUCGCGCUCACACGAGGCACUCAAGGUCGAGCAGGUUGCCUUUAGCUCGCCGGCUGCCGACGCCCUCGCCGCCGGUGACAUUGUCCUCGCCGUCGACGGCACGCCUGUCGCCACCUUUGCCGGCUUUGCUGCCGCCAUUGCUACUGCGCCCUCGGUCUCGCUCACCCUCUGGCGUGGCGGCUCGCAGAUCGAGGUGCCGAUGGAGACCACGCCGCUGGUCUCCGACGAGCGCGCCCGCUUUGUGUACUGGCAGGGUGCGCUGCUCCAGCCGUCGUUCCUCGAGCUCCAGUUGUACCAGAAGGACAUGCCGCGCGGCGUGUACGUCGCCCGGCUUCACGCUGGCUCGUCAGCGCACCUCUGGCGCCUUGUCUCGAAGACCUGGAUUGUUGCCAUCAACAACGUGCCGACGCCCGACCUCGACGCCUGCCUCGCCGUCCUCCGCACCCUCAAGACCGGUGAGAGCGCCCGCCUCCACACGGUCUCACUCCGCGGCAAGACCGUCGUCGUCACCCUCCGCAUCAACAACGAGUACUGGCCCACCGUCGAGUGGCUCCGCAACGGCCUGGAGUGGGAGCGCCGCGUCGUUGAGCCGCUCAACGAGUAG
Molecule: messenger RNA, 2865 nt
Organism: Thecamonas trahens ATCC 50062
Lineage: Eukaryota; Apusomonadida; Apusomonadidae
Product: Pro-apoptotic serine protease nma111
Exons: 1
Coding region: 1-2865 (954 amino acids)
Molecular function (GO): protein binding
Source: RefSeq, a predicted model, not a curated record